Molecule: messenger RNA, 555 nt
Organism: Penicillium cataractarum
Lineage: Eukaryota; Fungi; Ascomycota; Eurotiomycetes; Eurotiales; Aspergillaceae
Product: DUF1770 domain-containing protein
Exons: 3
Coding region: 1-555 (184 amino acids)
Biological process (GO): mitophagy
Molecular function (GO): mitochondrion autophagosome adaptor activity
Source: RefSeq, a predicted model, not a curated record
AUGACUGACCAUAUACUGGAGGUCGCUGAGACCAUCCAAACUGCCUCCAUCGUAUCGCACCCGUCUGCUGCUCACGACAUCAAUCCGUCCACCGCAGCCUCGGAAAAGCUGCCCGUCGUUGCAGCCCCGGCUUCCGAUGCUGGCAGCCUCUCCUCGGACAUUGUUGACCCAAGUCGCGUAAUCCGACCCCUUCGUCGGCGUCAGACGCUUCCUCCGUUGCCCGAUUUGCGCUUUGAGCAGAGCUAUCUCGCCAGUUUGAAAGAUGCCGACACCUGGGGUCGAGUAGCGUGGAUUACCGUCAGGGACCAGGUCCUCCUCCCCCUCAUCCAAGGCACAGUCUGGACACUCGCGCUCUCCGGCUGGCGCUUCUGGAACCGCAAUGCCUCGCUCAGUGGACACACACUAGGAAGCAGAAUCCGCAGGUGGUGGUACGGUGUCAACAACUGGAAACUGCCGCCUGUGGGCUGGACCAAGGAUCCCAAGCUGGCCUCUCAGGUCGAGGAGGAGUUUCUGCAGUUCUACGAAGCCCAGUUCUCCAACGCUGGUUCUGACUGA